This is a messenger RNA of Sarcophilus harrisii (Tasmanian devil), 1951 nucleotides long. RefSeq names its product solute carrier family 25 member 1 (gene SLC25A1). The record is from RefSeq and is a predicted model, not a curated record. The transcript is spliced from 10 exons. Bases 107 to 1168 code for a protein of 353 amino acids. Gene Ontology annotation, biological process: mitochondrial citrate transmembrane transport. Lineage: Eukaryota; Metazoa; Chordata; Mammalia; Dasyuromorphia; Dasyuridae.
GGCAGGGCGGCCCCAAGGCCUUAGAACAGGAAGAGACCGAGCCCGAGGAGCAAGGAAUACGGGGCCGGGGCUCAGAGCAGGCACUGGCACAAGCUGGAAGCGUCUUAUGAGAACCCGCCGCCGCCCCUGGUCGGUCCAGUCGGCCCGUCCGCCCGCCGCCGGCCCCGGGAGCCCAGAACGCCGAGGCGAGAGUCAGCCCGGAGCCCCCCCCCCACCCCCCGCAAUCAUGGUUCUGGCCCCCGCCCCGCUCCCCGGCCGCUCGCUGGCCGCCGCCGCCCCGGCCGGCAAAGCCAAGCUCACGCACCCCGGGAAGGCCAUCCUGGCAGGCGGCCUGGCCGGGGGCAUCGAGAUCUGCAUCACCUUCCCCACCGAGUACGUGAAGACGCAGCUGCAGCUGGACGAGAAAGCCAACCCCCCUCGCUACCGGGGCAUCGGGGACUGUGUGAAGCAGACUGUGCGCAGCCAUGGCGUCCUGGGCCUCUACCGGGGCCUCAGCUCUCUGCUCUACGGCUCCAUCCCCAAAGCGGCCGUCAGGUUCGGAAUGUUCGAAUUUCUCAGUAACCAAAUGCGGGACGCCCAGGGCCGGCUGGACAGCACCCGAGGGCUGCUUUGCGGGCUGGGGGCCGGCGUGGCCGAGGCCGUGGUGGUCGUGUGCCCCAUGGAGACCAUCAAGGUGAAGUUCAUCCACGACCAGUGCUCCCCCAACCCCAAGUACCGCGGCUUCUUCCACGGGGUGAGGGAGAUCAUCCGUGAGCAAGGUUUGAAGGGCACCUACCAGGGUCUCACCGCCACCGUGCUGAAACAAGGCUCCAACCAGGCCAUCCGCUUCUUCGUCAUGACCUCCCUGCGCAACUGGUACCGAGGGGACGACCCCAACAAGCCCAUGAACCCGGUGGUGACGGGGGCGUUUGGAGCCAUCGCGGGGGCCGCCAGCGUCUUUGGGAACACGCCGCUGGACGUGAUCAAGACCCGCAUGCAGGGCUUGGAGGCUCACAAGUACAAGAGCACGUGGGACUGCGGCUACCAGAUCAUGAAGCACGAGGGCCUCAAGGCCUUCUACAAGGGCACCGUGCCCCGGCUGGGCCGAGUCUGCUUGGACGUGGCCAUCGUCUUCAUCAUCUAUGACGAAGUCGUGAAGCUGCUCAACAAGGUGUGGAAGACGGACUGAAGGGGGCGCCGCUGCUGGACAGCCCGGGGCCCCGCUUUGGCCCCUGCUCCUCGGGGCCCCGGCCGCGAGGGGGCCGUGUCCCCCACCACUGUGAGCGGGCAGGUGGCGGCCGGCCUCUGGGUGUGACCUUUGGCCUCUGCCCCACCUCCUUCCCGCCUCUUGCCCGUCAUUCUCCGAGAUGUGGGGGGAGGGGGGCCAAGCCCCCGCCCGGGCCCCUGGAGCCCCGACCCCGGAGCCCCCAUUCCAGUGUGACUUGUGCCAAACAGAUCUUGUCCCAUGUUUUCUGUGUCGUGUCUGCUGCGUUCCACGUUCUGUGUGUAUCCUUGUGUCUGUCAUUCGUGUCUGUCACUGCCGGCUCCGCCCCCGUGCCUUCUAAGCCACAGGCCUCCCUGGGGGGGGCAGGGCCCCCCCGAGACUCGCGCCUGGCGGGGGCGGGGACGCCCCCCAGGACCAAAUCCUCCUCUCCCGGAGAGAUCCCAGCCCCCGCCCCGCCACACACCAAAGCUGCCUCCGGGGGUCCGGCCUCGGCCCCCAAAGCCACCGGUGCCCUUAGCCCGGGCCUGGGGGGCUCCCGGCUCUGGGCCGGUGGGGGCCGGGGCGAGCCACGUCAUGGGACCAAGGUCUGUGUGGGUGGUGGGGGCAGAGGGGAAGCGGAGGGGGCCGGCCGGGGCUGGACGGGCCUCGGUGCAGGGGUCGGGGCCUCGGCCCUGGGCCUAGGCCUUCACCCCAGAUCCACUUCCUGCCUCACACCCGAUGACAGAAUAAACCGCAAGCUGGUAUCAA